AUGUCUUAUCAGGAUUUCUUGAGCCACUACGAUGGCUGCGGGGUUGUUUUCUUUUCCGAGAAAUGGGCAGAGUCGCGAACAGCAAUUCAAACUUCCGAUGACGUCCUGAGUGCCGUUCUGGAGUUCGAAGUCGAGGCAGAGGCGGAUGCGUUCUUCACCCUGAUGCAGCGUGACACUCGAAUUAAGAAUGCGCCACCGUACAUCGAAUUAGCAUUUGCUGUCUAUGGCCCGCUCGACAGGCACGGACGCCCAGAGAGGGAGCUGCUGCGCAGCCACUGCUGGAGCGCAAGGGAACUUGUGGAGGAGAGACUCGGCGCAAACAAACUGAAGCCAGGGAAAUACUUGUUCGCUGUUUUCAAUCCGGACAAAGUGGGGCGCCGUGACAUCGCAGCCGUCAUCCAGCUGGACGAGAACGGCAAGGAACACAGGCACGACGUUAGUGCCACACAGAGGAGACUGGAUGUGUGCUGCUCUGCUGGGCCAGACCUCCCCUCGCAUCGUCGCCUGGAGGGAGCCGUUGUGAGAUGCAGUGCGAGCUCGGGCGUGGAGGUCAGUACUGAAGAGUGCCCGGACGCGCAGGACUUCUCGAGCUGCUCUGGGCUCUCGGUCGUCGACCCGCGGUCGGGAGGUCGCGGCGACAAGACAGUGAAGGUCGGGCUGUCGUCUGGCAUGAAGCUGGUGGCCGAGCUGGAGCCCGACCCGAACGCCGAGCAGUUCUCUUUCGGCUACAGGAUCUCGUACAAGGAGUCCUCCAGGCGGUGA
Prorocentrum cordatum is the source of this 762-nucleotide messenger RNA. The record is from the annotation of a GenBank genome assembly. NCBI's taxonomy places the organism in Eukaryota, Dinophyceae, Prorocentrales, Prorocentraceae.